UUAUCGACAUUGUUUUGAAAUGGCGAGAUCACAUGAGAUAUUCAUUCUGCUAUGGCUUGUAAAUAUAUCUGUCAGCUUUCUUUACCAUGAAGAUACAGAUUCAGCAAAACAAUUAUUUCAGACUUGGAAACUAGAAAACGGCAAAGAAUAUUAUGGUGUCGACGAAGAGCAAAAUAGAUUUGAUGUAUUUUAUGAUAACUUAAAGAACAUCAAUAAACUUAACAAAAUGUAUUGGGGAGAGACUUAUUUUGCCUUGAAUAAGUUUGCUGAUAUGUCGCCAUCCGAAUUUCAGAGUAAGAUACUGAUGUCCAACCGUGAACCUCCAACGUUUGAAAACGACAGAUAUAUUAAAGGUGAAAAGGGUUAUCAUCUGCCGGACUCAUUUGACUGGGUUCCGAAAAAUGUGGUGACAUCCGUCAAGGACCAGGGGGCAGCUGGAUCAUGUUGGGCAUUUAGCACGAUUGAAAACAUAGAGGGACAGUGGGCUUUGUCAGGACAGCCGCUAUUGAAUUUGUCCGUUGAGCAAGUGGUUGAUUGCGACGGAUUUGAAGAUGUUCCCAGAAAGAAUGCUGAUUGUGGAGUCUUUGGUGGAUGGCCUUACCUUGCAUACCAAUAUAUAACAAAAGCAGGAGGUUUAGAGUCGUCAGGUGACUAUAAAUACUGUAGUGGUGAUACAGACACAAAACACCAAGAAAACAAUUGUUUACCAUGUCCUCCACCAGGCUUUAAUAGUUCAUUGUGUGGUCCAGCAGUUCCUUAUUGUAACAUGUCUCAAAGCUGUGUGGCGAAACUUGAUAAAGCCAAAUUUGUAAAGGGUUUGAAAAUAGCCAAUUGGAAAGCCAUUGAUAAGAAUGAGACAAAUAUUGCUGAGCAGUUAAUGAAAAUUGGACCACUAUCCAUUGCAAUGAAUGCUGAUUGGUUAAUGUUUUAUCGUAGUGGAGUAUUUUCACCUUACUUAUGUAACCCAAAGAGUAUUAAUCAUGCUGUGUUGUUAGUCGGUUUUGGCAAAGAAAAAACACUGUUUGGAGAAAAGCUUUAUUGGAAAGUGAAGAACUCAUGGGGUCCAUCAUGGGGCGAAAAAGGAUAUUUCAGGAUUAAACGAAAUGCAGGCAUGUGUGGGAUAAACACCCAGGUCACUACUGCUAUUUUGAUGAAGUGAUAUGGGCAGAAAGAUCGUUGUUUUUCUUUGAUUAACCUUUGACUUUUUUCAAUUGGAAUUAUGAUAGAUAGGUCCUCCUAUUUGUAAAGGAUAUAAGGGCUAUCAAUUGUAUUUGUACAGUUAUUUAUUGAAUCAUAAAGGUUUUUGUGUCAACAAAUGUUUUUUAGACAGUACAUACGGCAGAUUACCCUUGCUAUUAUGGGCAGAAACAUUGUUUUGCUAUCUCUAAUAGACAUCAUUUCUUUCCAUUAGAUUUUUAUUCAUAAUAUUAUGUUUUUAUUAUAUAUAAAACUCUGUACCUCGAA
Molecule: messenger RNA, 1464 nt
Organism: Mytilus californianus (California mussel)
Lineage: Eukaryota; Metazoa; Mollusca; Bivalvia; Mytilida; Mytilidae
Product: cysteine proteinase 1-like
Exons: 11
Coding region: 20-1159 (379 amino acids)
Cellular component (GO): lysosome
Molecular function (GO): cysteine-type endopeptidase activity
Source: RefSeq, a predicted model, not a curated record